GGAUGACAGAAAGGGAAAUUUAAAUGCCUAUGAUUCUGUGAGAACAAGACGAAUGGAAAUGUAACGACCGCUAGAACCAUGGAAUUACACGUUUUAUACUGCAAUGAACGUUAUUUAUAACUAUUCUCAUGCAUACAGCACGAUAAUUAUGUGGAAGCAUCUACAACGCAAUUUUUAAAGACGUAGAAAGGAGCACGUGAACAAGCAAGAAUGACACCGUUCGAUGAUUUUAUGUACCUGAUCAACUCUGUACUAUUGGGAGAAGAACCGACCGUGGAGGACUUCAUCCUUCUGGUAGGGACGUUCGUCGCAUUUGUGGCGUUCAUCCUGUGGUGCUGCUUCCCGGUGGUGCCGAAGGAGGGCAACGGAGGAGGGAGCUCCGGAGCGGACGGCGGCGGCAGCAAGCCGCCGCGGCAGUACGACCCGCGGGCGGGCAUCCACGUGCACGGCCACGGGCACGGCGGCUGGUGGGGAGGGCGGCGCGGGCGCAGUGCCGGCGGGCACGCCCUCUCCCCGGUGUUCCGGCGCUACGAGCCACUGCCACUGUCGUAAUGGGCACUCCCGCCUGACGGGACCUCGUGAGACGAGUGUUACAUUACUUGCGACCGAGUUGUGACUAGGUCGAGCCGUUUGUAACUCGACACGAGUGAAUUUUUUAGUGUUUUUCUUUUUGCUAUUGCAAAAUCGUACACUGGAAGUGAUGUCGAGUGUCUCGGAGCGGCUCAGUUUACCGUGGCGGGUGCGAUUUGGCACUGGACACCUCAUGAAGUGACUUUCCCCCCAUUACUGGCACCAGUGGUUUUGUGAAGUGAGCACUAGUGCCACUGUUAUUGGGUAGAACAAGUUAGUAUUUAUUGUCUGUAUUAUGCUGCAUUUAUUAACGUUUACCGAUUUCGUAGUACUUGAUGUUUUGUCCUCGGGCACAUGUUGCAAAAGUUGAUAUAGUAUGCGCUAGCAAAAUAUAUUAUUGUUUAAUAGUCGCUUGUUAUAGUGUUUGCCUCCAAAUUAACUGCAGACACCAGCUUACGUGCAUUCUCCGGAGAUCCUUCUGUUUUGUACUGUACUUAAGAGGAAUACUUUCGGUAGCACGGCCGGGACAACUGUUCUGUUUUCACGUCCGGUAGCUGGAAGAAUACCGUAUUUGCUUCUUCCAGGAGCUGUGGGCGACAGGUCAAAAUGUGUCAGUGAUGCAGACUAGGCACACUUUUAUGCUUAGCCACACACUGGAAAGUAUGCCUUUUAUCAAUAUUAUGUGGUUAACACCUUUGUCUAGUGCAUUUCACGACUGUAACUUACCAAUUAGGAAUAUUUUUGUUAGCAAUACACCCUCUUAGGAUGCAGUAAUUUAUUAUUUAUUUUUUAAAUUUUUAUUUUAUUUUUUCUCGUGUUUUACAGAUACAAUUUUAUUUUCUAGGAUUACAGAUAGAUCUUUUUUUAAAUGUUAGAGCUGCUUAUUUUACUUGCCAAUAUUAUUGCAAAAAUGUAAGAAAUUGUAAUCUGAAGCUUUUUAUUGGUGUGUACCUUUUACAACUACUAUUGGUUCCCGAUAGUAUUAAGAUAUAGCUAGUCACGCGUGACCCUGGUCACUUACACAAGACUUGCAUCCUUUGUAGCAGACUGUUGAAAGAAUUGUCAAAAUAUUUAGCACGCCUUCAGGGAUGUGAAAUUAUACCCACUUUCUGUGUGAUAUUCUUUCUUUUCUUGUAUACAAGUUUCUUCUGUGUAGUACUAAGCUACACAUUGUCACCUGCAGGAGCAGGUUGUAGACUGAAGAUUUUUUGUAUGUGGUGCUCCGUGUCUGUGAUAUAUUCCCAGAAUUAGCAUAUUUACCCAACUAUAAGAUAACCCUUAGUAUAAGAUGACUCCCUCCUCCACCUUUUCUUAUUUUAAGAGGUACCUUGAAAAAAUUUUUAUUUUUAAGAAAAUUCUGACUAAUUAAAAUUACAUACUGUUUUAUUGAUAUAAAGUGUCUGCCUAAAAAGUUAAUAUUAUACCUAUUUGUA
Schistocerca nitens (vagrant locust) is the source of this 2003-nucleotide messenger RNA. RefSeq lists its product as uncharacterized. The coding region runs from base 211 to 552 and encodes 113 amino acids. Lineage: Eukaryota; Metazoa; Arthropoda; Insecta; Orthoptera; Acrididae. The transcript has 3 exons. The record is from RefSeq and is a predicted model, not a curated record.